Oenanthe melanoleuca is the source of this 10789-nucleotide messenger RNA. RefSeq names its product mitogen-activated protein kinase kinase 6 (gene MAP2K6). The record is from RefSeq and is a predicted model, not a curated record. The transcript is spliced from 12 exons. NCBI's taxonomy places the organism in Eukaryota, Metazoa, Chordata, Aves, Passeriformes, Muscicapidae. Gene Ontology annotation, biological process: MAPK cascade; protein phosphorylation. Bases 328 to 1332 code for a protein of 334 amino acids. Gene Ontology annotation, molecular function: ATP binding; MAP kinase kinase activity.
GCGGCCGCCCCGGCCCAUCAUGUAGGUGCAGCCGCGCCGGCCCCGCGCCAGCCGCGCAGGGACCCCCCCCGGCCCGGCCCGGCCCGGCCCGGCCUGGCCCGGCUCGGCCCGGCCCGGCGCCGCCUCCUCAGUCAGGCGGGAGCGCGCGCGCGCGCGGCGUUCCGGGGGGGGCAGAGCGCGCGCCUCGCAUCUUUUGUGCUGUUGGGCAACUCCUCGCCCCUCGGCGGAGCCGCGCGCGCGGGGGGGGGAGAGAGCGGCUCUCUGUGCGCGCGCCCUGCCGCGCGCGCCACCCUCCCCCCCCCCCCCCCCCCCCCAGGCUGGGGGACAAUGUCUCAGCCCCGAGGCAAGAAGAGAAACCCUGGGCUGAAAAUUCCUAAAGAAGCAUUUGAGCAACCACAGACAAGCUCCACGCCACCCAGGGAUCUGGACUCCAAAGCCUGCAUCUCUAUUGGUGAGGAGAACUUUGAGGUGAAGGCCGAUGACCUGGAGCCCAUCUCGGAGCUGGGCCGAGGCGCGUACGGGGUGGUGGAGAAGAUGCGGCACAUGCCCAGCGGGCAGAUCAUGGCAGUGAAGCGGAUCCGAGCCACGGUGAACAGCCAGGAGCAGAAGAGGCUGCUGAUGGACCUGGAUAUCUCCAUGAGGACAGUGGAUUGUCCCUUCACUGUCACCUUUUAUGGGGCACUCUUCAGAGAGGGAGAUGUGUGGAUUUGCAUGGAGCUGAUGGAUACCUCACUGGACAAAUUCUACAAACAUGUCAUUGACAAAGGCCUGACGAUUCCCGAGGACAUCCUGGGGAAAAUUGCAGUCUCUAUUGUGAAAGCACUAGAACAUCUGCACAGUAAGCUCUCCGUGAUCCACCGAGAUGUAAAGCCCUCUAACGUGUUGAUCAAUACACAGGGGCAGGUGAAAAUGUGUGACUUUGGCAUUAGCGGGUACCUGGUGGACUCUGUUGCUAAAACCAUGGAUGCAGGAUGCAAACCCUACAUGGCUCCCGAGAGAAUUAACCCGGAGCUGAACCAGAAGGGAUACAGCGUCAAAUCCGACAUCUGGAGCCUGGGCAUCACCAUGAUCGAGCUGGCCAUCCUGCGCUUCCCCUACGACUCCUGGGGCACGCCCUUCCAGCAGCUCAAGCAGGUGGUGGAGGAGCCGUCGCCGCAGCUGCCCCCGGAGAGGUUCUCAGCCGAGUUCGUCGAUUUUACCUCGCAAUGCUUGAAGAAGAAUUCCAAAGAACGGCCAACAUACCCAGAGCUUAUGCAACAUCCUUUCUUCACCCUGCACGAAUCCAAAGAGACAGACGUCGCCUCUUUUGUCAAGCUCAUCCUGGGAGACUGAGAACUGGACUUGUAAAAGAAUUGCCCUUCUGUGGACUGGUGGGUGCAGGGGAGGGGCACGUGGCAGGACUUGUCUUGGAAGCACCAACAGAAAGUCGCCUCUUUUGUUUUGUUUUGUUUUGAUUCUGAGAAACCCCCGCCUCGCCCGAGUUUUUUUAAAGGGUUCUUUGGUAUCCAUAGUGACAUAGAACGAGCUGGUUAGUGGAAUGAAUUUUAAUAAGGUUGGUAACCUUAAAACAAAAACAAAACAACAAAAAAAAAUCUUUUUGGAAAGAGUGAUUUACAUAUUUAAUGACAGUCGAAGUUCCUCUUCCUAACUUGCUCCUCAUCCCCCUUCCCUUCCCCUUGAACCAGAAUUUGCUUUGUCAUGGUAAUAGGUGCUAUGGUAGUCAUGAAGUUGUAUGUAGAUUUAUAUUUUGUCCCUUCCAUUAUUUUAAUAUUUAUGUUAAGUGCUUGAUGGAAUAGAUUUCUGUUUUAUAUGAGGAUGAGUGCGUGGUGAUGACGAUGAUGAUGCAAAAUGAGGCCACAGCAAGCAGCACUUGUAGGGCUUUGCUGGGGAAAAGGUGUCUGAAGAGAGGAGAGAGGAGAGCAGAAGUGUCUCUGUUGUGGAAUAUAUUUAAUGGAACUGAUGAGCAAGACUUGCAGCUCAGCUGCUCGAGCUGGGUCAGGGGGAUGCCCCAGUGUUCCCUGUGGUCACUCUUGUCCAGACACCCUGCUCUGAGGCUGGGCCAGCCUGUCCCACAGCCCUGCUCUGCUGGAGGAGGUGGGAAUUGCUGGGAGCAGUCUGGGACAAAAGGCCCAGAGGGAAGGAGGGUGUCAGAGAAGUUGCACAAGGAGGAGGAGGCUGCCCUGGUCAGUGCCCCUGCCCAGCAGCGCUGCAGUGCCCGAGGCUCCUUGGGCUGGGGAUGAGCUGCUCUGGGCUCUGAGGGAGCUCCUCUCCUUCUUGGGAUGGGGCAGGAUCACAGCCUGACACCCAUGACAAUGGGCUGGUUGGGAGUUGGUUUGCAGGGCUGGUGGCACUGCACUGGCAGCAAUCCCUCUGUGCUUGCCUGCAGAGUGUGGCAGUGCCAGCGCUGCCAGGAGCCCCAGCUGGGCUGUGUCCAUCCCCAGCUGGGUGUGCAGGCAGCCAGGAGCCCAUGCUGGCCCAUGCUGGGCUGUGUCCAUCCCCAGCUGGGUGUGCAGGCAGCCAGGAGCCCAUGCUGGCCCAUGUUGGGCUGUGUGCAGGCAGCCAGGAGCCUGUGCUGGGCUGUGUCCAUCCCCAGCUGGGUGUGCAGGCAGCCAUGGGCUGCAGGUGGGAGCUGCAGCCUGGGAAAGCACACACAGACACCACAGCCCACCCUGACCAGGAGCUCCUUGCUGCUGGCUGGGUCCAGGGCUGGGAGAGGAGCUGGAGAUGGUUCUGUCCCUGGCAGGAGCAGGGGCACUGUGAGUGUUGCUGAGCUCUGCUGGCUCCAUGUUAAUCCUGGUUUGAGGCACACCUGCCCAGAUGCCUGGCCUGGCCAUGAGCUGCUCUGCUGCUGCCCCUGGCUGCUUCCCCCACCCUGGGACGGGGCCUGCCUGUGCAUUCUGGGGAGCUGCACAAGUGCCUCGUGCCCUGCAUGUGCUUCCAUCCCCACCCUGCUUGGCACAGCCCUCAGAGCCAGAAACCCCAGGAACACCCCUGCUCUGCAGUGCUGAACCUGUGCAGGGUGUCACUGAACUUGUGCAGGGUGUCACUGAACCUGUGCAGGGUGUCACUGCCCCCUGCUCUGCAGUGCUGAACCUGUGCAGGGUGUCACUGAACCUGUGCAGGGUGUCACUGAACCUGUGCAGAUGUCACUGCCCCUGCUCUGCAAUGCUGAACGUGUGCAGAAUGUCACUGAACCUGUGCAGAUGUCACUGAACCUGUACAGAUGUCACAGCCUGUGCAGAUGUCACAGCCUGUGCAGAUGUCACUGCCCCUGCUCUGCCAGGUUAGCAGCUCCAGCUCUGCUGGUGCAGGUUGGAGCAGUCAGUGGGUUUUGGGAGGCUGUCCCUGGAGGGGCUGCUGGGCAGGGCAGUGUUCAGAGCAGGCUCUGGGUGCUGGGGAUGUGCCAACCCUUGCAAGAGGCGCACAAAGUCACCACCAGUGCCUGGGCUGUCGCUGUCACUGUCACUGUCAGUGCCAGGGGCUGGCUGGGAGCCUGGGGCUGGCAGUGACACACACAGGGGAGCUUUCCUCGGGGUUUGUCUCUCCCUGUGCCCUCAUCUGCAGAGCAGGGGCUCACAGGGGGCUUGUAGCAGCCAGGGGAGAUUCACAGCAGGCUCUGGGGAGGAGGCUCCCCUUGCUCAGCCUGUCCCAGGAGCCUGCCCAGCCUCGGGAAGGAGCAGCUCCAAACCCCACUCCCUGCCCAGGGGAACCUUUCAGGUUACAUUUUGUGGCAGAUGAAACACCAGGAUGUUUUACUUCACAGUGUAAUUUUAAGAGGCCUCACAUGGCUCAUGAUCUGCCCUCUCAUAUUCCAUGGUGUGUGUGUGUGUGUUUUCUCUCUCUCACUUUCUCAGAGUCACAGAGCUGUUUUGAUUGAUUGUCCUCAGCUGCAGCUGAAAGUCCAGCCAGCCAGUUUAUGGACUCGGUUCCAGCAUCAAUUCUCACUUUGAAAAACAUGACAUUUAAAACCACCCUUUGGUUUUCCUACAUAUGGAUCUGAUGCUUUUGUUAAAGAUUGUUUUUGCUGCUUUUCCCCUGCAAUAUAAGUCUCAUUUGGACACUGCAUCUCCUUGACCUCAGAGCACCUUCAUUUCAGUGCCAUUGUAAUUGACAGGUUGAAUUUAUGAGAUACUGUCAAAGCUCAGUAUUAAUAGCAGAUAUUAAUGUCACCAGCGUUUUCCAAUGGAGAAUUAAUGGCAGUGUUGUCUGCAGCUAGUAACCCUCUAAAAGGAUUCCUCUGUGCCUCCACACAGGGCUUGCUGUUAUGCUUUCUGCUCUAAUCCCUUUGUCCUAAUGACAUUACAACAGGACAAGCAGCAAAUCCCUUCCCUGCUCCUUCCCCAUGACUUUGUUCCUUUUAAAGUGGUUUGAGUCAGGCCAGGGUAAGUGUGGAGCUGUGUGAGCAGGAGGCUGGCAGGUGCUGUGGGAGAUGCCCAGGGCUGGGCUGUCCCUGCACCCCUCGUGGGCACAAAGCUUGGCCUGACCCUGCAGUUUCUCAGAGAGAAGCCUGAGCUGGGUGGCUCCAGCUGAGGGAGGAGAGCCAGGGUGUGCUGUGUGCCUCAGAGCCCUGCUGGGCUGCAGGAGGAGUCAGGCUCUUCCCUCUGCUGUUGGACUGUGAGGAUGAGAAGCCUUUGGUUGCUGCUCAGAUCUUGGCUUGGCCAGAACACGAGCACAGGGACAGACACAGGUUCUGGGACAUGAAACCUUUCCUGACAGCCUUAGGGGUGCCUUUCCUGAGGCUUAGGGGUGUCCUCCACAAAGGUUUUGUGUGUUCACACAGCACAGGCCUUGGGAUUCUUAGAGAAGCAGGUGUCAAAUGCCAUCAACUUGAAAGAACCCCAAAUCCAGGGAGCAGAGAGAGAGCAGAGCUGCUGGAGCAGCUGUGGGUGGCUUUGCAGGGCAGGGGGAGCCUCCCCAGCCUGCCACAGCUGAUCAGAGGCACAGCCCAUCCCCAGGGAUCCCCAGGUGUGCUGCCCAUCCCCAGAUCCUGCAUCCCCAGCAUGCUGGAGCCUUGCCCUUGCUGGAGCUCUGAAGUGUCACUGGCAGGAAAGGAGUUUUCUGGGUCCCCAAGAGCCCUGUGGACCCUUAAAUCUGAAAGAGGAGUUGGAGGGCAUUUCUGGUUCCUGUUUUUAAACAGCAGGUUCAUGCUGCUGCACUGGGUGCAAUGCCCAUCUUUCCUGGAGUUCUUCCAGGUGUACAGACCUUGACACAGAUAUCUCUGUACUGUACUUCUGUGCUUUUCCCUGACUUCUGUUGAGUUUACUGGUGAGAAAGAGGCAACUCUGACUUGUUAAAGGGGUGGAACUUCAUUUCUGGAGGCAGGUGUGUGAUGCAGGAAGCUGUUGGUGGGUCCCUACUUGGAAAAAUCUGUAAAAAAAUCUCAGUUCAUCUCCCUGCUGUUGAGCAGGUGCUGCUGCACCUUGUCCUGGUGGGCAGGGGCUGAGGGCAGAGCCCUGCAGGCACAGCCUCAGCUGGGAUUUCUCCAUGCUUGCUGCCAGCCAGGUGUGUCCCUGCACAAUUCCCUCCUUCCCUGCACGCUCUGGAAGAGGAAAUCCUGCUUGGUCAGCUCAGCAUUGCUUCAGUGCCUGGUCUGGUGUAGCUCAGACAAGGUUCCCACCAGCUCCUGUGUUUAAGAAAUCUUUUUUAUUCAAAACAACCCCAAACUCCUCUCUCAGAAAAGCCAGCCAAGAUGCUCCUGCUUUUUUUUUUUUUUUUUUCCCUUCCAUCUUGUUCCUGUUAGAGGAACUCUGGGAGCCUGUCUUGGUGCUUUCACUCUUUCACAUGCCAAAGAUCCCUCUUAGUUACUCUCCUGCCAAACCAGAUCUUGUAGUCUUGCCUCUGCAGCCAUCCACUUCCCUGCUCCUUGGGGUUCCUUUUGUUGCUGUUGCUUUUCCAUUGAAUUUCCUCGUGUUUAUUGACAUGUCUAUUGUUGAGCUUCCUGGACACAUGCAGCUCUCUUUUUUGGGAUACAGGGAAAGACAAAUAGCUGCCUUCACUUCUGUGCCCCUGCUGUUGGGGAAAUACUGUCAGUGAUGUGAUUCCUACAGAUGGGCUGGGUCUCAUGUAGAGCUGGGGUCAUGGAGGGUGUAAACUGGCACUGCUCCACUGGCUUGGCUGGAAUAAGGCCAGUUUUGUCCAGCUGAGAAUCUGUCCUUAGUGUCUAAACAGUUAUUACACACUAAUAAAGAUUAAUGAUCCCAAAUCCCCACGGAUUAGACAUCAAAUGGCAAGUUUUGCUCAUUAAUCUUUAUUGCCAUGUUCUGGUUGUUGAUGUUAGAGCAGGCUCCUCUCUGCUCUGGGCAGAACACACAGAGCACACCAGAUGUCCACGUUUUACACUCCCUGUCCUCCCCCCAGGUUCCUUGUUUCCUUGAAGCCCUUAACCAGCAGCAGAGGAUGGAUCCCAGAGCUCUGCCUGCUCCUCUGGCCUCUGCCUGGGCUGUAAAACCCAGAUUGUUUCUGGUGAGAAGGGAUCAGAUCUCCUCGUUAAUGUUUCAGCUCAGCCUUUGCUGGAGCAGAUGGAGAAUGUGAGAUUUGUGCUCUGCAGAGCUGGGGGAUUCACCCCUGCACUCUGACUGAGGAGUGGCAGCUCUGUUAAAGGCUGAGAGGACUCUGCUCCUUCACAUAACCCCACUCCAUAGAACCAGUGGCUUUUGUUAAUCAAUAGGGCCAGAAGAAGCUGCAUCUCAGGUUUGAGGUGUUUGCAGAUGAAUAAUAAAUAAUAAAAAGAAUAAAUAAAUAAUAAUAAAGCCAGGAGCUGCUGCUGCCAGUGCUGCAGGCACAAAGAUCAGUGAAAAGGACUCUGAGAGUGCAGUGAACUUCAAGGGUGGAUUUAAUGGCACAGGGACAAAAUGAGUGCUCUGAUAGGCAGCUGGUGGCAGUCCACCCUGCCAGGGAGGGUCUGCAGCAGCAAGAGAGGCAGAACAGCCACAGGUGCCCCCAGGGCACAGCCUGGCUGCCCUUGCCCUCCCCACAUCUUCCACAUUUGUGGGCAGAGGGUCUCACUGCAAAAUCUAAAACCCAGAAGAAACCCAUGGGGAAAAACCUGCAGGUGGCCCAAGGCUGCUGCUGCUGCUGCAUGGCUUUAAAUGGUGGGAAAAGCCUGGGAGAGGCUGGGACAGAAGAGGGAAAACUUUUAGGGCAGCUUCAUGCUGGAAAUACCCAAUUUUGAGGCCAGCAGGAGGAGGGAGCAGCUGGGGCUGAAUGGUUGUGAUGUGGCUCCUUCAGAGCAGCACUGGGAUGCUGCAGAGCUUUUGGGACACCUGACACCCCAGGCACCUUCCCUGUUGCCAUGUCUGGGGUUUUACUGGCAGCCAGCUGUCCAGGGAGUGCUUUGGGAGAGGAAGGAGCUGCCUGCUUUGUCCUGGUUUGCUCUAGAACUAGGGAUAGGGAUAAGGAAUCUUGUUUUUAAAAAUUUCUCCAGUUCCCUGCUCCCAAAUCCCACAGCUGGGAAUUCUCCAAUCUCCAGCCCCAGCAAGAACUUGUCCCUUUGCUUGCUGCCAUCCCACUGGAAAUUUUGGGAAUGCUGGAGCUGCCCAGGCAGCAGCCAGGAUGGGCCAAAAUCUCUUCCUUGAGAGGCUCCUGGAUUUCCAGGGAUAGGGAGAGCAUCCAGCUCGUGGGGUCCUGUGGGGAUAAGGGGGAAAAGCUUGGAAGUGGAGAUGGAAAUCUCAACAGAUCCAUCAGCUAUUUCCAAAGCUAUCUGCUUUUAGCCAGACCUGAAAACCCUUCCUAGAAGUUUUAUUUCAGGGUAUUUUGAUCUGUUACUUUCACUUUUGGGCUUAGCUAAAUCCAGGAAAUGUGGAGUGGUGUAAUUUUUGAAUAAAGACUAAACACACCCCAAGUAUUCCUGAACUGAUCAGGAAAGCUGCUGCUUGGUUUUAUCUUCCAGGAAUAAUUCAGGCUUUCAUUCAGUCUGGUUUUGCCCCUAGAUAAUGAUUGUUUUUGAGGAAAUAAAGAGAGCAGACCAUGAUCUUUCCAGAAGAUGUGACCUGACACACCAAACCAUUCCAGGAGGUGGAUGGAGAUAAAUGCUCCAGUGAGAGGGGCCAAUGUCUGGAGGCUGGAAGAGCAGCCUGGAGUAUCCAUGGCCUCCAAAAACUCACAGAGACACAGUUUCCCCAGGAAUUGUGGGGUGGAGGUGUUGGAUUCUGCCAUACCUUGGGAUUUGUCCCUCUAGGAGAGAACAUUCAGGCAUCUCAGAGUGUCCCAGAACACCCAAAAGCCUUCAGCAUUUUUAUGGGUUUUUUUUAUUGUUCAGGAUGGAUACUGAGACAAGUCAGGAAGGGCCAGGUGUCCUUGAUUUGCACAGCCAGGGUGAAGAAAUGUGGAUGAAGUGCCUGGAAAAAGCCAAAAAAGGUGUGUUUAAAGACAAAUCCCAGUCUCUUGUCAGAGCUGUUGAGCCAGGAUCAAAUUUUCCCAAAUCCAGGUACAGCUGCAGAGCUCUCCAUCCAUUUUAGCCCAAAUUUAGCCACAAGUUCUGCAUGAACACCUACAAACAUGGACUGUGCCUUCUGGGGGGCUGCUGGCAAUCCAAGAUCCCCCAAGCCAGGAUUUGGCCCUGAAUAUUCCUUUUAAAAUCCAUGUGUAAAGUGGAUUUCCAGGGCUCUGUUUUUAUUUUGGUGAAUCCAGUGGUUUGUGCUUGGUGAGAGCUGUCCCUGUGCCAGGGGCUGCUGGAAAUAGUCACAACAUCCCAAAUAGCUGGAAUUCUGCAUUUUUUAAUAGCAAUACAAUGAGAAGAAGCUGCUAAAUGGAGCUUCUUGUAAGCUGGAAAUGUGUUGGAGUAAAAUAGGAAAAAAAAAAAAAAAAAAAAAGAAAGAAACAACUCUCUAAAAUUAUCCAAAAUCUUCAAUUUAAGGAAUUACAGUUUUGUUGGCAGAGAUCCAUGUUCAGGAUCAAUAGAUGGGAUUUCCAGACUUUCUGCCUUAAGGUGUGAAGUUUGCUUUUUCUUGAGGUGGUGGGAAAUCUGUAGCAAGGAUAUUUCUACAUAGUUCUGGCUAAGAAAAAACACCCCAAACACCAAAAUAGGAGCAAAACAAAUGGAAAAGCAGCCAGUUCCCAGUGGUGUCUGGUGUUGAAGAAGGCACAUGAACAUGUUAGGAAGGAGAAGACUUCCCAACCUGCUGUAAUGCAAGUCCUUAUUUUAUUUUAUUUUAUUUUAUUUUAUUUUAUUUUAUUUUAUUUUAUUUUAUUUUAUUUUAUUUUAUUUUAUUAUGUUAUUUUAUUUUAUUUUAUUUUUAGGAUUUUUCUUUACAGUAACAUCAUUUGGUUUCUCAACUGUGAAAGUCUCUGCUUCUCCAUCCCUGUGGAAGGCUGAUGAUUCUUUCUCAUGUUCUUAUUUAUUAUUUAUCCCUUUCUGGUACUAUCCAAGAGGUGCUGAAGGUAUUUCCCAGCCUGCCCCCGAGCCAUGUGGAAUCCCUGGUAUCCCCUAACAGCUGGGAUGGCAGCAGACAGCUAAUUAUCAUUUGAAAUUUUAUUUAUAGCAACUUAGAUUAUUCUUUUUUUUUUUUUUUUUUUUUUUUUCUUUUAGUGUCCUGCUUUGCUCUAGAAUUAGGGAUGGGGAUAAGGAAUCUUGUUUUUUAAAAUUGUAUUUUUUUGAGUUUUAACACCUUGGGGGCUUCUGAAGAAACCUGCUCACUUUGAUGUUUUCAGUGGGGAAGCAAAGCUGGGUUUCAGUUGUUCCUUUGAGAGGGGAUUGAGUAGCACCAGGGUUCAGUUUAGCUGAUAAAAUGCUCUGUGUCACAUCAUUAAAAUCACCCUGAAUUCUGAGAAAAAAACACUUUCCACCUGAAAAUUAAAACCUGGUUGGUGACAAGUUGGGUUUUUCCAGGGCUUGUGCCAGGCUUUUCUCUGAUUUCCAUGGAGUUUUGUUUUUUGUUUUUUUUUCUGCUGGAGCCCUGGGAGGUCAGGAUUGGCCAAGGCAGGGUUGGGGACAGCCAAGUGUCACCUCUGGGGACAGAGGACACGUGUCCUGCAGGAAUAAUGGAGCAGUUCAUGAGCAGCUUCUUGCUCUGUAGGGGAUGCUGAGGGGAAUCCCUUAAGUGUGGGAGAGAAUCAGGACUGGGGGCACAAAACCCAUCAGGUUUUGUUCUUUUUAUUCCCUUUCUCCCCUUGGAAAGGUGCUUCUGAUAAAGAAUAAUAGAAUCAGAGAACCACAGAGUCAUUGAGGGUGGAAAAACCUUUAAAAUCAUCGAGUCCAACCAAGAACUCAGCACUGCCAAGGCCACCACUAACCCAUGUCCCCAAGUGCCACAUCCCCACAGUUAAACCCUGCCAGGGAGGGUGACUCAAGCCCUGGUGCAGCUGUUUUCAGACAGCUCACGCUGCUUUUCUGGUUUGUUUUCUUUCCCCAACGUAUAAGAAACGUUGGGUAGCAGAAUGUGGAAUUGAUUAGGAGUUCAUAAAGCAGGGACCUCAGAAGGAUGUGGGUAUAAAUGCUUUUCAGGCAUCCGAGGUGAACUCUAAAUGGAGCUUUGGCCCUCACUUGCUUUCUGCUUUUCAAAAACCAUUUAUGAGAAAGUGGAGCUGUCAAAGCCAUGCAUGAACUUUGCCUUCUUGCAAAUAACUUGUCUCAAAGUAAAUUGUCCAAGUGCACAAGAAACUUGUCUCAAAGUCAAUCCAGUAGCUCUACAAAGCUGGAAUUCUGUGUAUUAGAGGGUGUGAGGUGUGUGUGUGUGUGUGUGUGUGUGUGAGCACGUGCUGUGCUUGGGGGGUGCAGGGAGUAACUCCAACAUUUUGAGAUUAAAAAAAAACACAAUGCAAGUGCUUUUUUUUUUUUUUUUUUUUUUUUUUU